GAAUUAGCUGCAGUGAGCAGAUCACAGUUGCUGUAGGUUCUGGGUGCUGCACUGUUACUGACACGGAUAUUGCUGGGAAAUUAGAAAGAGGUUGAACAUUUGUUGAAACAAGACAGAUGAAGAGAGACAUCAUAUGGGAUCAAUCUGGAAAAAGAUCAGGCAGGUGACUGAGGACAGAAUGCUGUUUUUCAGCAGCGCUCACACCAAACGUCUGCUGGAUGGAGGAGGCAUCAACUUCUCAGAGAAGAUGAGCAGCGGCGUGACGCGGAUAAAGGAAAAUGGAGAAGAGGACAACAAAGCCAACGUCAGAUGCAGGCGGGUUAGACUCACUCUACUAGAUCAGGAUCAGUCAGGCUGCUCCUCCGACCGGAACAGCAGCAAGGAGAGCAGCAUAGCAGUAGUGCUGCCACAGAAACCAGAGAAGCAGGAAGAAACAUUGGUCACUCCCACAGAAGAAAAAGCUGAAGUCAUUAAGGUUCUCCUCAAAGCCCGUCCAGAGAAAGCAGAGAGUGUCAGAAUGCUGACGGACGAAGUGUCGCAGAUUCAGGAGGUGAGGUACUGUCUGAAGACUCUGAGAGAGCAGAUGGCAGCCAGGCAGAACACUACCAAUAACAAGUAUCCAGUCAAUGGCUUGAGAGUCAACCUGCCCAGCAGCAAACCAGCUGUCACCUAUGGCAACACUGUUCCCACCGAUUCAGACGCUCAGGUCGGGGAUAAUCAGGAGGAAAGUGUGAGGCUCAGGGAGGCGACCAAGCGUCUGUAUGCACAGCUGAAGGAGAUGGACAAGAGGCAUCAGGAGGAGAGGGAGAGACUGCAGGCCGAGUCACAGGAGUAUGGUGUUCGUCUGGCUGAGCAAUCUGAGCAGCUACAGAAGGUUGGGGAGCGGUUGGAGGAGAGGGAUCAGCAGGUGGAGGAGCUGCAAAAGCUGCUUGGAAACAUGGAGCUAGAGAACAGCAUCCUCAAAGAAAAGAUGGCAGCAGGGGAGGCAGAGCUGCUGCAGCUCAAAGCAGACCAGGAGGAAGGGGAGGAGAAUGAACAGAGGUGUGAAAAGCUGGAGAAGGAGGUGGCUCUCCUGAAGGAAAAGAUUCAUCACCUUGACGACAUGUUAAAGUGUCAGCAAAGGAAAGUCCGCCACAUGAUCGAACAGCUGCAGAACUCCAGGACUGUCAUCCAAGAGAGAGAACGAUUCAUCAGGGAUCUGGAGGAGAGGGUGGCUUUCCUGGAAGCUGAGAACAGAGAAAUGCAUGACCAUAUGGAGUACUUCCUGGCAGGCCAGGAACCUCCCCCACUGACGUCCACUGAGAACAAGCCAGAGGUUGUUUACAGUAAAAGACUUACACCGACGACACCGACCGACAAGGCCCUCCCGUUCAUCAAAGUCAUCGAGAUCAAUUCCUGAGUGUCAACCAAAGGAAUAACCAGAAGUACAAUAUAGUGUAAAUAUACAGUAUAUAUUUAACCACCAACCACCAGAAUACAAAAUGUGGAUAUGCAGUGAUCCAAAAAUGCUGGCUUAACAGACCUCAUGGUGACGAAGCACAUUGGUCCGUUGUAAGUACCUCAUAGUUACUUUUGAGGCAGCACACCUUGCUUGGCUCUCUGUAUCACACAGAAUUUAAAAUAGGAAAUCAAAGGGGAAUUUAAACUAGGAUCCAGUGGUAGGAGGAAUCCUAAAAAGGAUACGUGUAAGAAGCUGUGCAAUGCAAAGAUUUUACUGAACUUCUUCUAUGAUAUGCAAAGACACAAAUAUGUGCAGUACGUACUUGGUCAACAAGUCUUCACGACACAGUAGCAAAAGUUUAGUAAAGUUCCCUGUGUUUUAAAGUUUUCCACUUCUUUCGCAUGCUGGAAUAAGUUAUUUAAAUAGGUCAAUGUAUAUGGUAGGUUGAGUUUAAAAACUGCUGUUAUUAUUGUAGAUGUCUGUGUUGCAUUUUCGUACAAAUAAGGACAUUGUGGUGAGUGUGUUCAGCACUUAUUCAUCCUAAAGCCUCUUGGCCACAAUCCUAAGCAGCAGGGUCCAGGGUCAGAGUCCUUAGUGCUUUGCACCAUAUUGCCAAUCGCAGGCAUGCAGUUGGCUAUGUGAAUGUUAAAAUAUGAUUUACGUUUAACAUAAAUAUAAGAAUGGGUCACAUAUAAUGCUAUUUUAUGUAUUAGAAUUCUGACCUUUAUUUUAAUUAUGCUGGAAAACAUAUUAGGGGGUACUUGUAGAGACAGAGCCUAGUUGAUAGCUGCAUUGUAAUUCUUAUCUACACUGCCAAGUGCUGCCUCAACACCCUUUGUAUUACACAUCUAGUAUUGUGCUAAAACGUUGCAUAUUUAAUAACUCUGAUUUAACUGAUAAACUUAAUUACAUAAUUUUGCA
This is a messenger RNA of Etheostoma cragini (Arkansas darter), 2362 nucleotides long. RefSeq names its product tuftelin 1b (gene tuft1b). The record is from RefSeq and is a predicted model, not a curated record. The coding region runs from base 134 to 1399 and encodes 421 amino acids. Gene Ontology annotation, biological process: intracellular signal transduction. NCBI's taxonomy places the organism in Eukaryota, Metazoa, Chordata, Actinopteri, Perciformes, Percidae. The transcript has 13 exons. Gene Ontology annotation, cellular component: intracellular anatomical structure.